GUUGAAAGCUUGACGGAUGAGGGCUCGUGCUUGGACGGUUCGCGGGAAAACGUCCCAAAACAAAUCGGUUUCUGGUGGACACGCAACCAACUUCGGACACCGUUUUGAACUAAUCGAUGCGUCAAACUAAUCGAUCUGACUAAUAGGAGCGUCGUCUUCAAAACGCGGUACUAUAGCAACCAAAUAGCUACUUUAGGUAGCUCUAAGCUAACACAACAGUGCUAAUCUGUUAGCACGGCUGUGCACGAGAGGUGACGGUUAAGGACUCGGUAACCAUCGGAGAGAAAUGGCGGAAAGACCCGAAGACCUGAACCUGCCUAACGCGGUGAUCACGCGCAUCAUCAAGGAGGCGCUCCCAGAUGGGGUGAACGUGUCUAAAGAAGCCAGGAGAGCCAUAUCUCAAGCUGCCAGUGUGUUCGUGUUGUAUGCGACGUCCUGUGCCAACAACUUUGCCAUGAAAGCCAAACGUAAAACUCUGAACGCAGGAGACGUGUUGGCUGCGAUGGAGGAGAUGGAGUUCGAGAGAUUCCUAGAGCCGCUCAGAGAAGCUCUGGAAGUGUACAAGAAGGGCCAGAGGGGAAAGAAGGAAGUGUCCGAGCAGAAACGUAAAGACAAAGAGAAGAAGGCCGACUCCGAGAACGAUAAGAGCAGGGAGGAGGAAGAGGAGGAGGAGCAGCGCAUGGAGGAGGAGCCUGAAGCUGAGAAUGAUGCUGAGGAGGAGGAGGAGGAGGAAGAGGAAGAGGAGGAGGACGAGGUGGAGAACUGACGAAGAGCGGGCCAUGAAAUGGGACGCGGUGCGUUUAAGUGCCGCUCGGUCAUCACAGAGCCACCGUGAAUCAAAACAUCCUGGUUCACAGAGCAGCAGGAUGAGCUCAGAGGAGAGAUGGGGUUACAUUAAUAACUUCUUUGUGCAGCUGCUGUCUUCAGCACAAUCAAACUACAUCAUGCACUUCCUGAUCUCUGGUCCAUUUUAUCUUCUUCUUUUGUACAUAUCUGCGUUACCUUUUGAUACAAACACUGUUCCUGACAGUGAAUGACAUACAGUAGCCGGCAGAGAGUUAAAUAACUGAUCACACUUUGGUAAAUACGCUUGUCAAUCAAUUUAAAGGAAGGAGUGAGAACGUAGAGAGUAGUUGGACCAGUGUCCAGUCAGUUGAAAUGUUUUGAUAGUCGCGUUGUUCCACCUUUUAAAAGUAAGAAAUAUAAACGCAAAAGUUCCUAAAACCGGCCCUGUUAACAUGCGUGUUGUGUGAUCCGAUCACGAGCGGACAGCUUGAGGAACGUCGGUUCACAGCUUCAUUCAGAUGCGUCUCCAAUGAUCACACGUCUCUGCUCUGUUCACAUAUCAACAUGAACAUCGUUUCCCUUUUGCAAAGACCAGAUGUGUCGUUUUAAUCUGGAGGGAGGCAGCGAUGCCGCUUCGUCUGCCAGGAAUCAAAACAAUACAGACACAGUGGUAAAAUAUCUCCAUGAGGAACAAAAAGAGGAGCGGAGGCUUUGAGGAUGUAUCUUCUGUCACGUCCUCAGCGUGGACUCAUCGGUGUUUAGGUCAAAUGUGUCCCAACGUCAGGAAGAGGUUUGAAGGAUCAGAUCUCACCGGGUCUCGCUGUCCACUUGUGAUCCAGGACUUCAAUAGAUACCAGACGUAAACAGGGCUACACCGUCUAAUCUAGAUGUUAAGUCGGGGGGGAACUUCUUUGUCGAAGAAUAAUAAAUUAAAACGUGACUUGAAAUUAGUUUCUAGCUUUUGGUGCAAAAUUUAAACACUAGUUCUGAAUUAAGCACGGUGUUUUUGUUUUUUUUGUAUUGUACUGUAAUAAGGUGUUUUCUCCUGUAUACUUAUACGUACUGUUUGA
Anarrhichthys ocellatus (wolf-eel) is the source of this 1856-nucleotide messenger RNA. RefSeq names its product polymerase (DNA directed), epsilon 3 (p17 subunit) (gene pole3). Bases 287 to 766 code for a protein of 159 amino acids. NCBI's taxonomy places the organism in Eukaryota, Metazoa, Chordata, Actinopteri, Perciformes, Anarhichadidae. Gene Ontology annotation, biological process: heterochromatin formation; DNA damage response; leading strand elongation. The record is from RefSeq and is a predicted model, not a curated record. Gene Ontology annotation, molecular function: chromatin DNA binding; protein heterodimerization activity. The transcript has 4 exons. Gene Ontology annotation, cellular component: epsilon DNA polymerase complex; CHRAC.